UUUCGCCUUUCCUUUUCAUUUCAUCAGAAGUGAUCAACGGAGUGAGUGCCCGGGUCACGUCAUGCAGUGGGCUGCAGGUCCGCCUUCGUUAUUGAAGAUUUGACCCAGCCUGGGUGAUGGAAGACUCCCAUUUUAAUUCCUCAUACUUCUGGUCUCCUGUGCAGGGUCAGAUUGAGAAUGCUGUAUUUCUCAAUAAGGUAAAGGAGCAGUUGGGUCAGGAUAAAAGCCCCACCUACUCACAUGGCCUCGCCCACGACCCAGCGACUGCGGUUGCUGGGGGUGUAAGAACACUAAAACAGGAGCAGAUGCAACCAUCCCAUUCCUCACACAGUAUCACGGUAGUGCCGGUACCAUCGACCCACACAGGCAUCAUGACAGCAGCGGGUUUGGUCACUUUUGUGUCUCCGGUGUCCUCUGCCCAGUCCCUUAUUCCUGGACAUCCAUCCACCACUAUGAUAACAGUACAGACAGACAAGAAAAAUGAAUCGGUGCCCUGCUCACCGGUUGUCAUACCGAUAACAGGGAAAAGGGGCAGAAAGAAAAAAUCCACACUAUCGUUGGUUGGCUCGACUUCUGGGGCAGAUCCAUUGAUUUUAGGCCUUGCAGGACAGCAUCAUUCUGCCAACCUCUACAGUCUCUCUUCAGAACAAGGGCAUGUUGGGAAGGAGGGCGGAAAAACAUACAGGUGCCGGAUUUGUGGUUUGACGUUUUGCAGUAAGUCAGACAUGCAGCUGCACUCCAAGUCGCACACGGAGGUGAAAGCUCACCAGUGUCCGCACUGCUCCAAAUCCUUCGCUAACACCAGCUACCUGACCCAGCACAUCCGCAUCCACAGCGGUGCCAAGCCCUACACCUGCUCCUACUGCCAGAAGGCUUUCAGACAGCUCAGUCACUUACAGCAGCACACACGAAACCACACAGAAACCAAACCUCAUAAGUGUCCUCAUUGCACGAAAUCAUUCGCCAACACAAGUUAUCUUGCCCAGCAUGUACGAAUACACACAGGAGUGAAACCGUACGGCUGUUCCUUCUGCCAGAAGACCUUCAGACAACUCAGUCACUUACAGCAACACCACAGGAUCCACACCGGAGACAGGCCAUACAAAUGUACUCACCCAGGCUGUGAGAAGUCUUUCACUCAGCUCUCCAACCUUCAGUCUCAUCGACGUCAGCACAACAAGGACAAACCGUACAAGUGUCACCACUGUAACCGUGGUUAUGUAGAUGCAGCCAGCCUGGAAGUUCAUCUGUCCACUCACACGGUUAAGCAUGCUAAACUCUACUCCUGUGGUCUAUGCAAUCGCACUUAUACCUCGGAGACGUAUUUGAUGAAACACUUGCACAAACACGCCCCCGAUCUGGUUCAAUCUCCGCUUGGGUCGACCCAACCAAGUCACAGCCCUGGACACGCUGGUGGAGGAGAUUCAGACGAAGACAAGCAAAGCCAAGCUGAAAGGAGCGACAGCUUUAGCCUGACGACUGGUGUGCCAUGCGUGUUUGACCUCAACCCAUACAAAUUGGUGACUUCUUCAGAUGUGCAGUAUAAAACUGUCAGUGUGUCUGAUAUCUUGCCUCACAAAGACCUCUGCAUCACUGUGGAGGCGUCGGCUAUACAGGUGGAACACCUGAACUCAUGAGAAAUCCCAUGGAGCGAGGGAUGAAACUUUGGAGAUUUAAAAAACUAUCAAAAAGCUGUGGAUGUGAACAUAUUUCCUUUUUACUCAAUGCCUUCCUAAUUGUAUGAAGAUGCAAAUUAUGGAUGGGGACUUCAAUGGAAGUGAAGAAAUCGCUAAGGACAAAGACUUUUUUUUUCUUGCCUAGAAUUUUUCAAACAUUUAUUUACUGUAAUCCUAAUCUUCCUCGCAAAAGCUUCCUUUAAGACUGUGGCUGCUUCAUUGGAUACACAGGUCAUAUCUUAAGUCGGUAUCCAGGCUUUGGUUUAUUCUGUUUGUUUGGUCAUCUGUAGAUGUUUGUACGAUCGCUGCACCAUCAACAUUAUUGUUACUAAAAACGAGAAUGAAAAUAUUUAGUGUCUGACUUGCACAUUAUAGAUGGAAUUGUUGGAUUUUUUUAUAUUAAAAGGGAAUUUGCAGGCAUUUGUGUAAAACAGAAAAAUAUGUGUAUAUGAUUGUCAAGUGUAUUGUCUGUGUGUGAGUAAACAUAUCAAGGAAUAGGACAAAAAUAUUUGUGUCAACUAAACUGGUUGCAAAUAUGAAUCAGAUGGUUUCUGCUUAAUAGGUUACUGUUUACUAUUCACAUCCACAGAUGACAUGCAAUGCUCUGCUAUUACUUUGUUAUUAGUAUAUUAUCAAAGUAACAACUGUGAAAAUACACCCAAACUUCUAAACAAAACAGCUUGGUGUGAAAUAAUCCUUUUGAAACAAAAUAUUAAAAAUAAAAAGUAUGAUUUUGU
Triplophysa rosa is the source of this 2413-nucleotide messenger RNA. It is a transcript of the gene znf384b, whose product is annotated as zinc finger protein 384 b. Bases 117 to 1637 code for a protein of 506 amino acids. Gene Ontology annotation, cellular component: nucleus; chromosome. The transcript is spliced from 11 exons. The record is from RefSeq and is a predicted model, not a curated record. Gene Ontology annotation, biological process: regulation of transcription by RNA polymerase II. NCBI's taxonomy places the organism in Eukaryota, Metazoa, Chordata, Actinopteri, Cypriniformes, Nemacheilidae. Gene Ontology annotation, molecular function: chromatin insulator sequence binding.